UAUCGUAUCUUUUUAUUUGAUAUAUUUAGAGAUGUUUCUAGGCAUAUUAGUUCAAUAUACUUUAUGGUUUUUUUUUUAAAGACAAAGAACAAAAAGCUACUAUUAGGCAAUUAAGGAAAUUAAUCAUUUGAAGAAUCGAUGUUGAAAUUACAUCAUACUUAUAGCAAAAAAAGAAUAACUUCUUGCCGUGUAGAAAGAAAUGGCCAUUUGUUUGGGAGUCCAGAGUGCUAUAAAAAGCGCAGAAUCUUUUGUCCGCGCCCAGUAUUUGCAUAAAUCAUGCUCGCAUUGUUAUGGAUCUUGGCCUUUUGCCAACUUCUGUGGAGUUGGCCUGCUGAGAGUGCUGCCAUUGAUGGACCAAAGCAUCAGAUCUUCAAGCAAGAAAUCGAUGGCUCCUAUUUCUUCUUGUACGAGUCGCCUGAUGGCAGUUAUCGCGAAGAGGUCGGAAUAGUCAAGGACCCGCAACUGAAGCAAUUGGAUGGUGAUCUGGAGGUGUCCGGCGUAUACCGCUAUAUCGACAGCCAAAGUGGCAAAAAGGUGGAAGUCAGCUAUUCGGCAGACGGCGACAACGGUUUCUUGUCUCGAGUGAAGUAUAAUGUAGAAGCCAGUUGAGCCGAUUGGCCGGGGGGAAGCUAAAAAUAAAUAUCUAUAGAGCCAUUAGCUUUGAUGGGGCACACAUUCCUGCCAAAUGCUAGCCAGACAAUUACCAAAGCCGACCGCCAAUCCAGGUUUCGAAAACGGACCAGUUGAGAGCUCAGUUUUGGAGCCAAGGAGCGGCACACAGAGAGAAAUUGUAAUAGAUACAAUGGAGAUAUAAAAAUUAUACUUAAAUUUUCAAGAAAUAUAUAGA
This is a messenger RNA of Drosophila ananassae, 847 nucleotides long. It is a transcript of the gene Cpr47Ed, whose product is annotated as endocuticle structural glycoprotein SgAbd-9. Lineage: Eukaryota; Metazoa; Arthropoda; Insecta; Diptera; Drosophilidae. The transcript is spliced from 2 exons. The coding region runs from base 277 to 609 and encodes 110 amino acids. The record is from RefSeq and is a predicted model, not a curated record.